Uranotaenia lowii is the source of this 3061-nucleotide messenger RNA. RefSeq names its product protein kinase C and casein kinase substrate in neurons protein 1 (gene Synd). Gene Ontology annotation, biological process: regulation of endocytosis; plasma membrane tubulation; cytoskeleton organization. Gene Ontology annotation, molecular function: protein binding; phospholipid binding. Lineage: Eukaryota; Metazoa; Arthropoda; Insecta; Diptera; Culicidae. The record is from RefSeq and is a predicted model, not a curated record. The coding region runs from base 385 to 1932 and encodes 515 amino acids. Gene Ontology annotation, cellular component: endosome; cytoplasm; plasma membrane. The transcript has 10 exons.
UCUCUUGUUCUUGUUUCCACAGAUAACAGAAAAACAACACCGAUUGUUGCUGAUUGCACUGGCUCCAAGAUAUUAGCAACGGCACAGCACACAUACCAAAGGAAGUGAACAACUGUCGGCGGUUAUGUAGGCCACAAUGAUUGUCUGUGACUGAAGUGAUAACACCUCCACCCGAAGACGAAGAAGAAGCCAAACCAAAUACAAUCCUAUCGGUACGGGGUGCGCGCACCCAAUAUCGCGGUGCACGACAUCGGUUGUUCACUGUGGAGAAGUGAAAAGUGGUGAACAGGUUGAAGCAACAAGCUUGGAAGAAAUCUAGGAUACACCAGUAAAUCCAUCGGUGUUUCACCGGCGGAGACCCAUACACCGAUCAAACUGGAUACCAUGUCCCAUCACAGUGACGACCAGCUGCUGCAAGCUGGCAGCGAUUCCUUCUGGGAACCGAACAACUACAAACGAACCACCAAACGAAUAGAGGAUGGUUACAAAUUGUGUACAGACCUGCAAACCCUAAUCCAGGAGCGAGCCGAGAUCGAGAAGGGAUAUGCCAAAAGUUUGAAAACCUGGUCCAAAAAAUGGGGUGAACUCAUUGAAAAGGGACCCGAAUAUGGCACGACUGAAGCCGCCUGGAAAGGUAUCCUCACGGAAGCGGACCGGCUAUCCGAUGUACAUCUGAAGGUCAAGGAAAAUCUUUGCACCGACGUGAUACAUCAAAUCAAGGUUUGGCAAAAGGACAACUACCACAAGACAAUGAUGCAAAUCAAGGAGCGCAAAGAGAUGGAGGAUCAGUUCAAAAAGGCUCAGAAACCUUGGGGCAAAUAUCUGACCAAGGUGGAGAAGUGUAAAUACGACUACCAUUCGGCCUGCAAAUCGGAACGGUCCGCCACUAAUCAGGAAAGGAACGCCACGAGUGAUUCGUCGCUAUCCACCGAUCAGUUGAAGAAAAUCCAGGAAAAAACGUCAAACCUAAAGGAAACGGUGAACAAGUGUCGAGACAAGUACAACGCUGCUCUCGCCGAGAUCAACAAGUACAACCCAAUCUACAUCGAGGAUAUGACCUCGGUAUUCAUGAAGUGCCAAGAGAUGGAGGAAACGAGGUUACGGUUUUUCAAGAACGUGCUCUUCUCCAUACACAAAUGUCUCAACUUUUCCGAGGAUCCAAGCCUGCCGCAGAUCUACAAAGAGUUCCAUCACACCAUCAACAAUGCCGAUCACCAGAAGGAUUUAAAAUGGUGGUCCAACAACCACGGCGUCAACAUGGGUAUGAGUUGGCCGGCCUUCGAGGAGUACACCGAAGAGUUCCGCGACAUUGCGAAGGGCAUCAAGUCGAAAGAAGCGUUACCGACUGCGCCGAUCACGCUUAUCCAUCAGCGACCCGUGGCCGAAGAUUUGCAUGAAUAUCCCCCACCCGCAAGCAAUAACAACAAAAACAGCAUCAACCGAACGUCGGCCACCCUCAGUAUUAGCAAUUCGACCAGCAACAACAACGGCGGCCAGCAGCGUGCCACGACGCCAAGCCAGGAGUCACCCAAGUCUGAGACGGCAUCACUGAAACACAGCAGUAGUGGCGGAGGCGGAGGCGGAAAUGUCGCCGUGACGACCCCGACAAGAACCUCACCAGGACGUUCGGGCUCGGUUGUGACUAAUGGUACGAAUGGCAAGGCCAACGAUUCAGCAAACCCGUUUGACGAGGAAGAGGAAUGGGACGAAGGCGAUGGCAAUGAUAACAUUUUGGUGGACAACGGUGAACCAGGAGUUCCGGUCAAGGCACUUUACGACUACGAAGGAGCCGAAAGCGACGAAUUGUCGUUUAAGAUUGGCGAAGUUUUCGAAAAGCUAGAGGACGAGGACGAGCAGGGUUGGUGUAAGGGAAGAAAGGAUGGUCGCGUCGGGUUGUACCCGGCCAAUUACGUCGAAGCGAUAUCGACGUAAGUAAAGGAGCUGCUCGUUGCUAGCUAGUUUGUCUGUGGCCGAUUUCACCACCACCGAAAGCUGCUCAACAUUUUCUUACUACACCUAUCUCUAUCGUGAAGGUUGAAAAUUUCGGUUCCUGGCAGCUACUCAAUUGUUGAAGUAGCACGUAGCACGAUUUCCGGCAAUGAAUUUUGUUUGAAAGAAGGGAAAAAUUAGACGCAGUAGAGGAGGAUAGUUUGUUGCGAUUGAUGGACGGAUUGUUUUCCCUGUAAGAUAUAUUUAUGUAAAAAUAACACGCAAUUACGACGAAUCGUAAUACGUGUUUUCUAUCAUUUUUUUCUUAAAGCAAUCGUAAGAAAUUUGCGGCUAGUUUUCCGAUUUGAGCUUAAGAUACUCUCCAUUUAAUAUAAUCAUCUUUCAAACUAUCUGCUGCAUUUGAAAUGUUAAGUAAUCAACACAAGUCAGCGAAUGGUUUUGUUUCUAUCCGGUAUUGGAUUGGUAUUUGAAAAAUCAAAUUUUUAUUCAGAAUAUGUUUACCAACAAGUUUUAUGUAUCGAUGCCCUUAUUUUAGAUUGUAAUAUAUGGCUUUUAUUACUAACUAGCAAUAGUCUGAAAGAAGGUACGUUGUCAGUGCAUCUAAGCCCUGUAGGAUACAGACUGAAACUUUGAUGAAAGCAGUGGAGUAGGUUUUCAAAACCAUCUUAGGUCUCUGCGAUUUCCCAAAAAAAAAAAAACAAAGAUGGGAUGAAUAUAGUCACGUUUGUUUAUAUAAAUAGAUUUAUGAACUGAAAAGCAAGAAUACAAAACAAAAUGAUAGAAUCAAACAUGAAAAAAAAAAAAUAAGCUAAGGUGCAUUUACUCGUAGCAAAGUUUCUUGAACUUGAAAAAAUUAGUAAGCAGAACGAAUAUACACUUUGAAACCAAGAUCAGUCAAUGUCCAAUUUUCAUUAGCUGUUUACUAAUGCAAAGAAGAUUGCAUACAAAUCCAAAAGUGAAUUUCUCGAGCCAAUAAUCGAUUUCUAUUUAACAAAACCACAAUUGGAGACACAUUUGCCAAAACAUUCAAAUACAUGGGACUACAAAUUUACGAAAAAAUAUUCUUUCAAACAGGUAUGAACGAACCCUCUCAAAUACCAAUUUACAAAAA